This is a messenger RNA of Lytechinus variegatus (green sea urchin), 3335 nucleotides long. RefSeq names its product protein Spindly-B-like (gene spdl1). Bases 148 to 1962 code for a protein of 604 amino acids. Gene Ontology annotation, cellular component: spindle pole; outer kinetochore. The transcript has 12 exons. NCBI's taxonomy places the organism in Eukaryota, Metazoa, Echinodermata, Echinoidea, Temnopleuroida, Toxopneustidae. Gene Ontology annotation, molecular function: kinetochore binding. Gene Ontology annotation, biological process: mitotic metaphase chromosome alignment; establishment of mitotic spindle orientation; protein localization to kinetochore. The record is from RefSeq and is a predicted model, not a curated record.
ACCAUGAGAGUGAUAUUUUGAAUCCCGGCGCUAAGCGCGAGCUAGAGUACCGCGGUAUGCGUGAUUUUUGAAUACUUGUGGAAUCGCCAGAUGAAUAUAACUAGGGCCUAAGUCUGGUAAUGUAUUAAUUAUUAGACACGAAUAGACAUGGACUUGGAAGAAAGGAUUGAAAGAUUGGAACAGGAAUUGAAGGAGAGUGAAGCAAAUGGUCGUACAGCAGCUUCUAUUGGUAAACAUCUUCUUGAAACCAACAAGGAACUAGAACAAAGAAAUGAGGAUCUCAUCACAGAACACACUAAACAGAUUGAGGAACUGGAGCAGGAGAAGUACUCUCUGCAGAUGCAGCUGGUCAACAAGGAGAGUAUGGAGCGCCACCAUGCAUCAGAAAUUGAGAAUCUCCAGGAAAGAUUGAAGCAGGAGAGCAGGAGUCUCAAGGAGCGUUUAGAGCUGGAGCAUUCCUGUGAAGUACAGAAGGUCAAGAAAACUUGUGAGGGUCUCACAUCUGAUCUGGAGCUAGCAAGGAUCCAAAAUGACCAACUCAAAGAACAGGUGACCAACUUGGAAAGUGAAUUAGAGGAAGCCAGGAAUAGAGCUAAUAUUACCAUCAUGGAUAUGACCACGACAUCAGAAGAAAAAUUAUCUACCUUACAAGAAGAAGUUAUUAACUUAACCACUGAAAAGGUGCAGUUGACAAGUCAAGUUAAAGAGUAUGGUCAUCAGUUAGAUCAGCUACGCUUCACAAACCAUAAACUGAAAGUAAGAAAUGAGGAAGUUGAAGGAAGAGCAGAGGAAGAACACCAACAAUGUAUUUCAUACUCAAGAUCUCUUCAGGAAACUCACAAGCAACUAGAGGAAUUACAGGCUGAGCUAGACCUGAUCAAGCUUCAAUCGACAGAUCCUAACAAAAAAGGAAAUUCCCUCUUUGCCGAGGUUGAAGACAGACGUCAGGCUAUUGAGAAGAAGAUGAUAAGUCUUCAGUUACAUCACGAUGCACUCCAGAAACAACUCAACCACAAGAAACAACAGGUCCAUGGUUUGAAGUACCAAAUUGCUGGACUGCUUCAGAUGGACAGAGGUAGAGUGGCUGCUGAACAGGUGGAGCGAUUAGAACAGAUGCUUAGUCAGAGCAGAGGAGAGGUACAAACCCUCACCCAUAAACUACAAACUCUACAGAAUCAACAGAUUCCUGAAUUUUCAACAAAUGAAGUUGAAGGGACUGGAGUGAACAUGAAUCUAGAUGGUUUGAAGAGGUUCUAUCAAAGUAAAUUGGAAUUAGCCAAAAAAGAGAAAGAGCAGUUGGAGAGAGAACUUCAAACAGAGCGGACAAAGCGAAUGUCUUUGGAGUGUCAAUUGAUUGAAUGCCAGAGGACACUGUAUGGAACAGAGAGAGAGGUCCAACGAAUCAAGGCAGCCAAUGUUAAGAUCACUCUUAAGAUGGAUGAUCUCAAAUCCAAGCUGGCUGAGAAUGGUAUUGUUGUAGACAAGGAGGUAAAAGGUGGUUACACUGAAAAGAUUCCAAUCCCUGAGAAAUUCAAAAUUAAAUCCAAAGAGUCAACUGAAGAGAAAACUACUACUGAGCUGCCAGGUCGUACCUCUGAGCCAUCAUUGGAAAAAAGCCCACAAUCAACAAAGGCUCCAUUAGUAGAAGAUAGAGAGCCACUUACAGAGCAAAAACCUAACAUAUCCUCGGCAAACGUUUGUCCGAGGAAGGAUGGCGGAUCCAAAAAGAAGUCUGUAUCCAUCAUGGAGGAUGUUACUGUUGUGGAUGAUGAAGGUAGCCAGACCAAACGUAGUGUGACAGAAGACGAGGAGAUGGUGGAAUUAAAGAAGAAACAGAAAAGGGAAGUGGGGAUGAAGGACAAUGGUGAGGGUUCAUUGAGGGGGAAAAGAGGUGGUAGGGUGGUGAAUAAUGUACCUGUUGUACAUGUCACAGGUGAAAAGAAUGAGUGUAAGCAACAGUGAUGUUGAUUAUUAUUACUACAGAUUCUCUGUAGGUUUGAUCUAUUGUGCUUCAGAGACAGUGAAAAAUAAUAGUCUAGUUUCAAGUAUACGCCAGUCAUUUAACUUGACUGAAAUCACCAAAUAUAUGAACUCCUUUCCGAUACAAAAUUUGACUAAAAUGAGAAACAUUGUCAUGUCAGAUUGCCAAAAAGUACUGAAGCCUGAUUUGAUAUGAUCCUUGUUCAUUUGCCACACUAUAUUUUAUAGCUGUAUGGAACUUAUAGAGAUAAUAAAGAUGAGACAUCAUAUCAAAAUCAGACAGGAUUUGGUGUUGCAACUACGAGAUUUGGUUGAUGAUUGGAUCAAUGGUAACUAUUGAAUUAAGUGAUGGUUAUAUAUAAAGUACAGGAUUUUCUGUGUUUCUACACUAUUUCACAAUUUAUACGUUGGUUGCUAUUUCUUUGCUAAAUGCUUGCAUUACCAAAGUGACACAAUCUUCUGAAUCUUUCCACUCUUAUUCUGUAAUUUUACUUGGGGCCAUUGCCCCUUGCAGUAUAUGAUCAUGACUGUACACAAUAAUUUUCAUCAUAGACCAAUCUAUUUGAUAAUACCGUAAGGCAACUAACCGUCUGCUCCUCAAUAGGAAUUAUGUGGUCAAAAAACGUGAUUGCAUUUCCCACUAAGUCUUUUUCCUCACUUUACCCCAGAGAUGGUCUCUUAAUGCAUCGCAGCAAGUUGUCUGCUCACACGAACGGAAUGCUCUUUAUGCAUUUGUCUUAUUUUCAAGAAAUUGACAGUAUUUUUCAUGCCCCAAUGCCAGAGAUAAGAGAUACAAGGAAAGAAAGGACAUAAAGAGAAGAAAGGAAAAACCGAAGAAGAGAGGGGAAAGGGAAUUAAGAUCAUUUAAAGUACUAAUGAAUUAAUGAAUAGGGGGAAAUUAAUCAAAAUAAUGACAAAUUGGAACAGGAAAGGGUGGCAGGAAGGUGAAAGACAGAAGGAAGGAAAGUGAGGUUAUGGAAUAAGUUGAUAAAUUAUACUUCAAAUUUAAUCAAUUCACAAGGCAUGUUUCUAUUCCUUUUCUUAAUUUUCUCUUUGAGAAUGUCCUGAUGAAAAAGGAAAUAGUUCUUAUAGUAGAAAAAAUCCUCUGUCUGAGUGAUUUCAGCACUCAAUAUCCAAGAAAUGGCAAAUGAUUAUGAUUAAGGUAGAGGAAUUUUCCACGGGCUCUGCUGGUACAUAUAAAAAUGUCAAGAAUACAUAUACAUACAAGCAAGAGAGCAAAGCAACAGCAUUAACUUUGAAAGCAUUUUGUGUGUUGUUAGUAAAGGCCUGGUCACACCGCCUGAACGUUGUUGGAGCGGAGAGAAAAAAUCAUCACCGCUUGCUACCGUUCAUCG